UUGGACUGUGUGGCGCAGCGGUAGUACGCUUGUCUGUGACACCGGAGUUCCCGGGUUCGAAUCCCAGCUAGGGCAAGAUGAAAAAAUAACUUUUUCUGAUUUGAAAGUUUUGGAUGUUUAUCUAAACAAUAUUUAUUAUACAAGUAUUUAUCGUCGUUAGUAUCUCGUAACACAAGUCUCGUGCAAACUUUGUAGGAACUUUUCAUCAAUUCACAUACAAACUGUUAUAAGAUCAAUCUCUAUAAUCUAGUUAAGCUGAGGAUUUAUUUGGGAAAGAUAUAUGUUAAGGGAGAAAUAGAGAUGGUUUUAGACCUUAGUAUUAAUAGUUGAAUAACAUGUAAAAUUAAAAAGUAAAUCAUGUCAGUACAUAGGUUAUUUACAGUUCCUAUAAAAAUAUUAGAAAAUCCACAUUCUGGACAGUUUGUGCACCGUGCUGGACUUCUUGAUGGAGACGCAGACCAAAGCCCCCGGGCUCCGCUCUGGGCUCGUGUCCCUGUUGAAGAACAUUGACAAACCAAUCUUGCUGAACGUUUCCUCCGAUGUAGUUACGUAUUUUGAGCUGCUUAGACACUAUUUGGGAUUUUUAGGUUACCUCCUUAUGCGAGCGGAAGACGACGAGAUCUUCUCGCUGGUCUCCAAAGGUCUCCUGUAUCAGAUGUCGGCCCCUGACUCCAUCCGAGGCCACGGGGCUGCUCAAGUUCGCCACACACUAGCCGCUGGCGCCCCUGUGCUGAUCCAAACUGCGGUCAGGAUGCUGGCCGUGGCAACUCCCUCCAGGUUCCCGACGUUCCUCCAGCUUUGCCUGGUGAUUGGGUGUGAUGAUGCUGAUAUAUGUCUAGAGAUGCUAAAAGAGAACAUUUUGGAGAAUAUCUUCUGCCGUUUCAACCCGUACUUCCCCCAGCAAAACCUGCCAGCCUACGACAUCAACCCCGCUGACCCUCAGGAUGUCAAUAUUAAAUUGGGUGAAAGUAGCGUCAACAUGUCUACCACCCUGUCUUUGCUGUUGGUGCUGGUGAAGACGGCCAACAAGUUUCUCGACGAGAACCCCAAAUACCGGGUUCUAUUGCCUUGUCCAGAUGUGUACAGUCAAAGAUGCUUCGUCUGGGCCUUCAGGUACGAGUGUAGGGCCAGGGAACACGGCCACCAAAGGGUGACCUUGACCAUCAUAGUGACCAUACUGCUGAAGUGUUUCGGCGACCGCCUCAUAGCUUUCUCCACGUACCUGAUGCCUGAUGUCCUGGCCUUGUCAGUACUAACCGAGCUGCCUCCACGCAACGACUGGACGAGGACGGUGAACUUCAACACGCAGCAAUCAGAUGUGCAGUUCAAGAAGCUGUUGAUACAACUCUCCGUGGAGUGCAUCAAGAUCUUCCCUUACAACAAAUACAUGGUAGAAUCUCAACAUUGGAUCCUCGGUUUGAUGUACCUGUUAGACCCUGGGCUCUGCUACCUCCGGGCCCGCUGGUCCCAGUCCCUGUUCGCUGAGCUCCGGAAGACGUCCCUGCAAGCCCUGGUCUGCACGAUUCAUUUAGCACCCCACAAUUUGGCUCGCGAUUAUGGCCUGAUUCGAAGGACCUUGUGGUACAUCGAGUGGUACUCGGAGAGUCCGUACGAGCUGCCAGUCCUGUACUGGUGCAUGCGACUCCUGCAGAUGGCCACUUACACCAGGGACACGCCAGAGCGCCAGGGCUCCAUCCGCGACCUGUUCGAUACGCACGGUGUCAUCAUACUGAUGCAUCUUUGCUUCACACUGGUAUCCCAAAAGACUCCUCCACUAGAAAAGAGUCAGGCUAUCAUAGCCCUGUGUCUUCGGCUCUUGUCCAGCGCCAUGGAGUACCAUCAGAGGGUUAGCUGUUGCGUCUACCCUCAAAUAAAAUGGCCGUCGUCAGUCCACCAGGUGGCCUCGAAGAUGCUCGACGUGGCGAUGUAUUCCCUUCAGAGACAUUAUAUUGUUAGUGAUAGGUGGUUGAUAUCUCUAAUGAACUUCAUCUGGGAGUGCAUAAUCUGGAAGGAUGACUACAGACAGACUUUUUUGGCCAACAACGGAAUGUACGCGCUUCUGGAUCUCAUUACCAUGGUGACGCCGCCCGUGCAGUGCAUAGCACUAGCUUUGGUGUGUGACGUGGCCAGAGCCGGUGACGCUAUAGGCCAGAUGGUCACUUGGAGAGCCAAUAUGGGGGCUUCUGAUGCAUACCCCGGUCUUGUGAAGCGUGGCGCCACCAUCGCAAGCUUAUUGGCAGCCAUUUUUCGUGACGAAUGCCGUGCCACCGGGGUGCCUCUCGAUGAAAACGGGAUUAUUCAAGAUCUUGACAAUCCUAUUAUGUCACUGGACAUGAAGACCGCCUUGAAGAACCACAUGACUGAUUGCAUGGUAGUCGGUGAUAUAGCUGGAUCCAGGAUGUCUAAGGCAUUUGCUCUGUUACAUAUGCUAUCGGAAGAUUUGGAAAGUAAAGUGAUGUUGGCAGAUGAAGCUUACAAGUUGUACAAGAACGUCCAAUUGGCUUCAGAGGACGAGGCAAUACUAGUGUUGUGCUCGCAUUAUCUCACGUUGAAACUGAACGAGGUGUGGGCAGAAAACAACAACUGUGUAGAACCAGUGGCUCCGGACAGCGAGAUUCUUAGAGAGUUCCUACUUUUUAUCAGGAGUUGGGCAUUGAUGGUGAAGCGCCAGCAGGAGGACGUCAUAGAAAGAGAUCGCAAAAAGGAACAAGAAGAGGAGUAUUCCCUCUACGCAUUCCUAGGGCGAGUUCGACUUAACAUAGCCCUGGACGCACUCCGGGAGGUCCGCUGUGUAGCGAGGUCCGCCGACCGCCAAUGUAUUGCGCAUACGCUGUUGUACGAAGCCGUGAGGGCCCAUCACCGCAGGUCGAUAUCCGCUAAAGCUAUGCAGCAUACAGUCUUGAAGACUUUCUGGCCAAAGUUGGAUGACCAGAAUAUAACUGGACAAUACGUGAAGGUGUAUAGCAUCCAAAAGAAAAACCAAUCAAGGCCAAGGGCAGACUAUCCUCCAUCGUCGUGAUGUCGAAUGCCUCGCGAGGUUACGCCUCGGGUGCGGCUGGACGCAAAAAACUUUUGUUUUAACUUUGCGGCCCAGGAAGCAAUACUUUUUAAGACUACAUUAUUAUAUCUUCCUGACGAAUGUCAAUAUCAUCUUCCUCUCUGGAAUUAAGCUGGUUUUCACCUAACACCCUCCCGGUGACAUAUGCAGCCUAAGCAGAGGAAUCCUGUUGCCUGAAU
This is a messenger RNA of Amyelois transitella, 3237 nucleotides long. RefSeq lists its product as uncharacterized. Bases 446 to 3019 code for a protein of 857 amino acids. Gene Ontology annotation, biological process: positive regulation of flagellated sperm motility. The record is from RefSeq and is a predicted model, not a curated record. Gene Ontology annotation, cellular component: non-motile cilium; sperm midpiece. Lineage: Eukaryota; Metazoa; Arthropoda; Insecta; Lepidoptera; Pyralidae. The transcript is spliced from 18 exons.